CAGGGUUCCCGAAGAAGGCACAUCGUACUAUACAGCACAAUGACCCACCCUGCGUCCACCACCGUCAUCAAGAAUCCAACAUGGUGGAGAAGGAGGACACAAUUGGAGAGGGUGCUGACUUUAAUCACUGUUGCGACCAUUGGUCUCUGUGUGAUUCUAACAAUUGCUUUAGCUCUUACCAGCUACAGGCAGUAUCAUGAAUCAGAGGCCCUUCCUACAAUGUCUUCUUCAAUUGACGCCGAUGGAAACGCAACCAAAAAUUCUAUCUAUCCUAAGAAACCUGAUUCUAAAAUAUGUCUUAGCGACGGUUGUAUACACACAGCUUCGAUGUUGCUUAAAAGUAUGGACCUUGAAGCAUCUCCCUGUGAUGACUUUUAUCAAUUCGCUUGUGGCAAAUUUCGCAAGAAGAUGAUCCCAGAUGACAAAUCUUCCUUAUCUACUUUCUCAGUCAUCAGUGAUGAUCUACAACUUCAGCUUAGAUCAAUUCUUGAAGAGAAGAUUAUGCCAGGGGAACUGAGACCUAUCACUUAUGCUAAAACAUUGUAUGGCAUUUGUAUGAACAAAAGCAGGAUUGAGGCUAACGGGGAAGAAGGUGUUAGGCAGCUGCUAAAAACUCUUGGUGGAUGGCCAGUCCUUGAAGGUGACUCCUGGGAAGAUGGAAUGUUUGAUUGGAGGGAAACAGUCUAUAAGUUCAGAAAUGCAGGAUUAUCUGUUGAUUAUAUAAUAGACUUUAGUGUGUCGGUUGAUUAUAAGAACACCACCUAUAGGAUCAUUGAUUUGGAUCAAGGUUCAUUAUCAUUGAACAGAGAGUUCUUCAUCAAGGGUCUCGAAAACAGGCUGGUGUCCGCCUAUGCCAAAUACAUGGUGGAUAUGGCCAUACUUAUGGGAGCAGAGCCUGAACGUGCAAAGAAGGAGAUGUCCAUGGCUUUGGACUUUGAAAUGCUACUGGCCAAUAUUUCUCUACCAAUGGAGAAAAAGAGGAAUGCUACUUUACUUUAUAACAAAAUGACUGUUCGGGAAUUGCAAGCCAAAUUCCCAUCAAUUCCAUGGAGAGAUUAUAUAUCUAAAAUCCUUCCAGCUAAAAUUAGUAUUGAUGAAGAUGAGCCUGUCAUUGUAGAGGUUCCAUCUUACAUUACUAGUUUAGAAAAGAUUCUUGAGCAAACACCCAAGAGGGUUGUGGCAAAUUACAUGCUUUGGAGAGCUGCUAGCAGCGUAGUCAGUUACAUGCCUGAAAAAUUCAGAAAUCGGCAAUUGGAGUACUAUACAGCUGUUUCUGGCAGUACUGAAAGGGAAGCCAGGUGGAAGGAAUGUGUUGAUCAUGCUAGUUCCAGCUUGUCAUUGGCUGUUGGGUCUCUUUAUAUUCAAAAGUACUUUGAUGAAGAAGCUAAGAAAAAUGCCCUUGAUUUAGUCAGAAGAAUCAGAGAAGAGAUGUACAAGAUUCUUGAAGCUGUCGAAUGGAUGGAUGAUGAAACAAGGGAGCAUGCUCUUACAAAGGCUAAAGCAAUGACUGAGCAUAUAGCUUAUCCUGAUGAACUUCUUGAAAAUGAUAAGCUGGAAAAGUUUUAUAGUGGGUAUGAAAUUACGGAUGGCGAUUUCUUAGAAGCUGUUCUCAAUACAACCAAAUUUGCAUUUGAGUUUAAUUUUGGUCGUCUCCGUGAUUUGGUCAACAAAACUGAGUGGUUUUCUCAUGGCAGACCAACUAUUGUCAAUGCCUAUUAUAAUUCCAUUGAAAACUCUAUCCAAUUUCCUGCUGGAAUCUUGCAAGGUAUAUUUUUUUCGAAUAAAAGGCCGAGUUAUAUGAACUACGGAGCAAUUGGAUUUGUGAUUGGACAUGAAAUUACACAUGGAUUUGAUGACCAGGGAAGGCAGUUUGAUGCCAAUGGGAACUUAGUUGACUGGUGGGCUCCUGAAACAAAAGACAAAUACUUAGAGAAGGCCAAAUGUAUUAUCGACCAGUAUGGAAACUACACUGAUAGUCAAGUCAACAUGAAGCUAAAUGGAAUCAAUACUCAAGGAGAAAACAUUGCUGAUAAUGGUGGUAUAAAAGAAGCUUAUAAAGCCUAUCUCGCCUGGGUGGAAGAAAAUGGUGAAGAACCUAGACUUCCUGGCUUCCAAGACUACACUCCCCAGCAAAUGUUUUGGAUAUCAGCUGCAUCUGUUUGGUGUUCUGUAUAUAGAAAUGAAACACUAUCCAAUAGGAUAACAACAGGUUACCACUCUCCAGGAGAAUUCAGAGUUAGGGGCCCAUUAUCAAACAGGCCAGAAUUUGCAGAAGACUUUGCUUGCCCAGCUGGUUCACCAAUGAAUCCCGUCAAGAAGUGUCAAAUUUGGUGA
Messenger RNA from Nezara viridula (southern green stink bug), 2334 nucleotides. The record is from the annotation of a GenBank genome assembly. Lineage: Eukaryota; Metazoa; Arthropoda; Insecta; Hemiptera; Pentatomidae.